Molecule: messenger RNA, 554 nt
Organism: Ceutorhynchus assimilis (cabbage seed weevil)
Lineage: Eukaryota; Metazoa; Arthropoda; Insecta; Coleoptera; Curculionidae
Source: the annotation of a GenBank genome assembly
AUGAAAAACUGGGGAGUUUUGGUUUUUGGAUUUUUGGUGGUCAGCAUAUUGGUUUUUUCCAAUGGUGCCCCCCAAGGUGGUCCGCCUAAUUUUGGAUUUGGUAUGGGUGUAUCUGCUGGCGGUUCGGCUAAUGGAAAUGCUGGAGGCUCAGGUUCCGGUUUCUACGGACCAGGUUGGGGCCAGGGACCACCACCAGGACCUCCACCAAUGUUUGGAGGAGGCUUUGGCCCGCCGGGCGUUGGUCCAGGUUUUGGCCAGGGCUUUAACUUCACCGGCUUUGGCCCGGGCUUCAACUUCACCGGCAUCGGCCCGAGCUCUAACUUCACCGGAUUCUUUCCAAUGAAUCAGACAUCUCAGAUUCCAAGGCAGACUUAAAUACAUUAUUACACUUUUGAUGGGAGUAAUAGAUAAUAAUUAUGUUUCUUUAACAGGAUAAUUACAACAAAUCUUUACUAGACUAGGUUGUUUAUAACAUGUAACAUAGGUAUAUUGGAAACCACAAUCUUCAUAGUUACUUUAAUAAAUAGGCAGCUUUUUACAAUAAACUAUUAAAG